Molecule: messenger RNA, 2285 nt
Organism: Monopterus albus (swamp eel)
Lineage: Eukaryota; Metazoa; Chordata; Actinopteri; Synbranchiformes; Synbranchidae
Gene: deaf1
Product: DEAF1 transcription factor
Exons: 14
Coding region: 269-2029 (586 amino acids)
Biological process (GO): regulation of transcription by RNA polymerase II
Cellular component (GO): nucleus
Molecular function (GO): DNA binding; DNA-binding transcription factor activity, RNA polymerase II-specific
Source: RefSeq, a predicted model, not a curated record
CUUCGGGUCGGCUCGUGUUCUUUCGGGAGUCUCCGGUGCAUAUCUGCCUUGACACUUGAUGAAGGAAAACACUCGCGGCCUUCUUCUUUUCGGUUUAACUCGUCUGAUUCUUUGACGUUUUAGUUAAGGUCGGAGAAAAUAUUGUUGAUCGUAUUGAUUAACGUUAAUAGUUUCCAUUUUGUGGUUAUUCUCCGGCUCGUACCGGGAUCGGCUGCGCUCGGACCCGGAUCUGCCCCUGCAUUUCGGUCACAUUCGGCUCGACGGAAAAAUGGACGAAGCGGACUCAGCCACGAAGGCACUCGGGUUGGAUGAACCGCCCAUCGGCGGGCCGCAGGUGGAGGGAGUGGGCUCGGAUACCGAGUCUGAGGCCGAAGUUACCACGAUGACAGUGAUGGCGGAACCGGGAAACAUCGACAUGGGAGCCGAGUCACUGCCGAACUCAGACGAGGCCGACACGGCUUUCGCAGAUGUGACCGCAGUGACAGUCGGGGACGUUCAGGCCGCAGAGGACAACGUUUUCACCACAACCGUUGCCACAUCAGGAAGCCUCUCUGAACACAUGCUGAGUGGGAGGACCACCCUUCAGCUGAGUGAAGGUCUUAGUACCCAGAAGGCCACUCUGAUUGUGGUUCACACUGAUGGCAGCAUUGUGGAGGCUACUGGACUCAAGUCUGCUGCCACCAUUGCACCAGGCCCACAGACUCCACCCACCCCACUUACUCCGCCCCAGGACAAAGACUCCUGCUCCAAGUACAACUGGGACCCCUCGGUUUACAACAACGAGCUACCGGUCCGCUGCAGGAACACCAGUGGAGUCCUCUUUAAGAACCGUCUGGGAUCAGGGGGCAAAGGUCGCUGCAUCAAACACAACCAGCAGUGGUUCACUCCCACAGAGUUUGAAGGUCUGGCGGGAAGAGCGAGCAGCAAGGACUGGAAGAGGAGCAUCAGAUAUGCUGGCAGACCUCUGCUCUGCCUCAUACAGGAGCGUAUCCUGAACCCCCAUGCUGCCUCCUGUACGUGUGCAGCCUGCUGUGACGACCUGUCAGCGGUGAGUGAGAAGGACUUCACCUGGUGCUGGAGAACCAGGGAAGAAGCUCAACAAUGUCCAAAGGAAGCAGACUCUCUGGUGGCAGAAAACAUCAAUAUGACCGGUCCAGUCCGCCUCUUCGUCCCCUAUAAGAGACGGAAGAAGGACCCGGAGCCUUCUGUCGUCUCCCCCAAAAAGGAACUUGCUGCCACCAAAAGCAUCACGCUGACCCCAGGGACCACAUUCACCGUGUCCCCAGCAGGACAGUUCACCACCUCCGGCACCUUGACCUUUGACCGCGCUCCAACAAAUGACUCCACCGCCGCCGCUGCCAUCAUCUCAGAGGGCUCGGCACAGAGCGAGGUGUUUGCCAGCACAGCAGUGCUCACAGCGCUGCCGGCGUUGGCUGUAACUCCUCAGCCGGUUCAGGCCAAGAUGGCGGUGACAGCUGUGGCGUCUCCAUCAGUGGGGCUGGUGAGCGGGCUGGAGGUGGGACCUGUAGGGGGGUCAGGGCUGGUGGUGAGCGAGGGGCAGAAGAACGCCUGGCUGUACCUGGAGGAGAUGGCCAACACACUGCUGAGCAACGUCCAGCAGCUGAAGGUGCUGAUCGAACAGGCCAAAAACUCUGCAGGGAACACUUCAGGGGUCAAAGGUCAGGGCGGCAGGAAGGAGUGCAGUCUCAGUCAGACGUUCCAGAACCAGAUCACGUUUCAGCAGUCGGAUGACUCCGAGGCCAAGAGAACCUCUGACAUUACUGAGAUCAUCAUCAACCAGAUAUGUGUCAACUGCGGUCGGGUGGCGAUGAAUGAGUGUACAGGCUGCCACAAAGUCAACUACUGCUCCACAUUCUGCCAGAGGAAGGACUGGAAGGAUCAUCAGCACACCUGCUGUCAGUCAACAGGGGGCGUGGGCCUCCAGGAGGAUGAGCCAAUCACAGCCAUCGACAUAGACAAGACCAUUGGAAGAACGUCUGGUGUCCUGAGAGCUGAACGUGAUAUGUGAACCAUGACUUUUAUUAGUAGAGAGAAAUCAGUUUCUCCUAUUCACUUCAGUACAAUCAUAGGUUUUUCACAGCAACAUCUAGUGGACAGCAGCGGAACUGCAUCUCAUCACACCUAUUCUGAUCAGAGAUCAUGAAACAAACUGAACACACACUGAACUAUACAUGAAGAUGAUGUGGACACAAUAAAACAUCAAAAAUUUACUGUGUUAACAUCAGAUUGUAAAAAGGUUCACAGCUGCCACUAUUUAUUUAUUU